Messenger RNA from Opisthorchis viverrini, 480 nucleotides. RefSeq lists its product as hypothetical. NCBI's taxonomy places the organism in Eukaryota, Metazoa, Platyhelminthes, Trematoda, Opisthorchiida, Opisthorchiidae. The transcript is spliced from 2 exons. The record is from RefSeq and is a predicted model, not a curated record. Bases 1 to 480 code for a protein of 159 amino acids.
AUGGGCUCGCUGAGCAUUCGCUUACAACCCGGAGAAAAAAAGUCACUUAGAAUUCAUCAUCCAAAGAACCGAAAAAUUGUUCAGCUGCAGAAUCCUUUCGAUGCCUCAAUGCCAUGCCACAGAAGGAAGCACGAGGGCUGGGAUACUGCCAGGUUGUCCAGACCUAGACAGGAGAAUAAGAAAGGCAGAGGUCCUGUUCGAACCAUGGACCUUCCGAUCACCGCCAUGCCAUCCAGAGGAAGCACGAGGGCUGGGAUACUGCCCGGUUGCCCAAGCCUAGACAGGGGAAGUCGAGUGGCAGAGGUCGGGCUCGAACCACGAACCUUCCGAUCAGUAAAUUCGCGCUCUAACCACUUGGGCCAUCUCGCCCCACCCCUGGCCAUACACUGCCCACCUCACGGUCGCUUACCUUGGGCAAGGGGUUAUGCGAGGCAGACGGGUUUCCGAAAUGGGGAGUACAUGUUCCAACCAUGUUCCUAA